Messenger RNA from Sphaeroforma arctica JP610, 1269 nucleotides. RefSeq lists its product as hypothetical. The transcript is spliced from 2 exons. The coding region runs from base 56 to 1186 and encodes 376 amino acids. Gene Ontology annotation, cellular component: endoplasmic reticulum. The record is from RefSeq and is a predicted model, not a curated record. Gene Ontology annotation, biological process: sterol biosynthetic process. Gene Ontology annotation, molecular function: sterol 24-C-methyltransferase activity. NCBI's taxonomy places the organism in Eukaryota, Ichthyosporea, Ichthyophonida.
GCAACUUCAAAUAAAGUACCAAUUAGUAUUUGAUUAGAACUCGCAUUCAUUCACUAUGACCGUGCUCGAUAUCUUCACAAUGUUGCUGACUCUGCCUCUGCUGCCCUUCCGGUUGAUAUGGAGUCUGUUCAACCAGGACAUGAAAUAUUCACACGUCGAGAAUCUGGAUGACACCGUCGGCAAAUUCACCAAUGAUUUCAAUAAAUCGCUCGAAACAAAGGAUGACCAGGCCCGUCGCAGCCAGUACACCAAGACCACCUCCACAUUCUACAACCUCAUCACCGACUUCUAUGAGUACGGUUGGGGCCAGUCCUUCCACUUUGCACCCCGUUACCAUGGUGAAACCUUCGCCGAGGCCAUCCGGAGGUACGAGCACUUCUUUGCGGCCAAUUUAGGGCUCGAUUUGUCCCCGAUCCAGACCAUCAACCCCACCCAGCGUGUUCUGGAUGUAGGCUGUGGCGUGGGCGGCCCUAUGCGGGCGAUCGCAAAGUUCCUGAAGUACCGUGCGCGUAUCACAGGCAUCAACAUCACACGCGAACACAUCAAGCGUGCCCAGAUGUUCAAUACCAAGGAAGGGAUCGAGCACUGCGACUUUAUCUGUGGCGAUUUCAACAAGAUCCCCGUGUUGAACGACUCCUUUGAUGCGGCCUACGAUAUGGAGGCCACCCUACACUCUACCGACCUUAAGACUACCUUCAGCGAGAUCUACCGCGUGCUCAAGCCCGGCGCCAAGUUCGUCUCGGCCCAGUACUGUCUGUUGGAUGCCUAUGACGGAAGCAAGGAGCACAAGGACCUAAUCCGAGUGAUUGACAACACCAACGGUUGCUAUGUCAGUGGACGUACGGUUGCCAGCACGAAGGCUGUCUUCGAGGAAGUCGGGUUCAAGAUCAUCUCAAACGAGAACGUGUUUGACAAGAGCGCACACAGCGACUACAGCUUCACGAGCAACUUCGAUGUGGCUGAGGGGGGUAAGUUCACGGGCACCAAGCCCGGUAUGCUGCUGACCUUGGCCUUCUGUCAUAUCGGCGAAGGCUUGGGUUUGUUACCCAAGGGUACCAUUGAGGUGCAACAGAUGCUUAUCAGCGCAGCCGACUCGUUCAAGGAGGCGGACAAGCUGAACCUGAUCACACCCGGGCAGUUAUUUAUCCUGCAGAAGCCGCUGCAGGACGAACUGGUUGGUAGGUAAUUUAUUUAUAGCAUGGUAGGUAAACCAUAUAUAGGAACCACCAGAUCAAUAAACACAGAUGGGAACUAUCUACUCGUGUCGGA